Messenger RNA from Ramularia collo-cygni, 465 nucleotides. RefSeq lists its product as uncharacterized. The record is from RefSeq and is a predicted model, not a curated record. NCBI's taxonomy places the organism in Eukaryota, Fungi, Ascomycota, Dothideomycetes, Mycosphaerellales, Mycosphaerellaceae. Bases 1 to 465 code for a protein of 154 amino acids. The transcript is spliced from 3 exons.
AUGCCACGAGGCGUCAAAUUUUCCGUCAAGAGGCAAUCUGGCUCUACUUGUGGCGAGACGCUUUCAACUACACAGAUGGACGACUCUACGUAUGUUGUUCAGCAAGAACCCGAAGCAUCAUCAGGACCUGGCAUAACCGGACUACUGGAGUAUGGUGCCGAUCCUGAUGCAGACGACGAUCGAUUGAUACGGACUGAGACAGGUCGUCGCUUCGAGGAGAUCGAUCUCCUUAUCGACCCCGACUCCUUCGCCAUUGGAUUGACACUGACCACUGAAGGAGUCAUUCUCGGGACUUUUUACGGCUCCUUGAGAGACACUAUUACGAUCGAAGUCAAGACGGAAAACAUCAGUGGAAAUACCAAAUUUUUCCUUAGAAAUGGCAAUGAAGUGUGGCACGCGGUCAAUCUUACUAGUAGCUCCCCAAAAGCUACUUUGGAUGAAGUUUACAAAGUCUUCGCUAUCUAG